This is a messenger RNA of Penicillium waksmanii, 864 nucleotides long. RefSeq lists its product as uncharacterized. Gene Ontology annotation, cellular component: cytosol; nucleus. The record is from RefSeq and is a predicted model, not a curated record. NCBI's taxonomy places the organism in Eukaryota, Fungi, Ascomycota, Eurotiomycetes, Eurotiales, Aspergillaceae. The transcript has a single exon. Bases 1 to 864 code for a protein of 287 amino acids.
AUGGACCAGACCUACAAGCCCACUCCAUCGGCGCCUGUUGUACGUCUCAUGGUCCUCGAGACCGACGAACCUCAUCCAGACACAUAUUCGGCGCGAGGAUCUUUUGGCCGAAUCGUCCACGAACACUUCUCCAGAGCUGGCGGUGCUCAUCAUCCACCUCUGGGCGUGGAGACGGACCAAGUCUUUGUCGUGUCCGAAUCCGGCGGUCGGAUUCCAACUGUAAAGGAAUUUGAUCGUUUUGACGGGCUGCUGAUCACGGGCAGCGUUUACGACGCGCACGGGAACAAUCAAUGGAUCCUCGAUCUCCUAGAGCUUCUCAAAAGUCUCUGGAUCCAGCGCCCUGAUUUCCACUUCCUGGGAGUCUGCUUCGGUCAUCAGCUUCUGGCUCGCCUCCUUGGCGGCUCCAUCGGGCCCGCGCCUUCGCAAGACUGGGAACUAGGUCACUGCCGAAUCAACCUCACGCCUGUUGGGCAACGGCUGUUCCGCACACGCGAAAAGCAUAUACAUUUGCACCAGAUGCACCAGGACCAAGUGGUCCUGUCACCUACUGCUGCAUCUGCGGGACCCACUAUGAUGUCCCCGGAGACGGAAAUCGCUUGCUGGGGACGCACUGAGCAUACACCUAUUCAAGGCCUAUAUAUCGCAAAUCGGCUGUUCACCACGCAGGCACACUUGGCUUUUGACGAGGAUAUGGUAAAAAGACAGAUCCAGAUCCGGGUCGAUGGUGGUGGGAUCAAAGACUUCGAACAUGCGAAUCGCGCAGGCGAGACAGCGCAUCUGGAGCAUGAUGGCGUGGAGGUUGCCAAGGCUAUUUUGAGGCUGUUCGUAUAUGACGACGAUGACAUGGGAUUUGAACGAUCAUAA